Molecule: messenger RNA, 168 nt
Organism: Pochonia chlamydosporia 170
Lineage: Eukaryota; Fungi; Ascomycota; Sordariomycetes; Hypocreales; Clavicipitaceae
Exons: 1
Coding region: 1-168 (55 amino acids)
Source: RefSeq, a predicted model, not a curated record
AUGUCACUUGCAUCAGGUCAUCACCGCAUCAUGGUAGCCGCACGAGGGGCCCUCGUGAUGAUGGUUUUAGGCAAGGUUGAAAAGGUUCUUCUCGACCACAGCUCAAAAUCGUCAGUAGCGUCGGGAUUGACCAAAAAGGCAGCGCAGACUGCGAUGGUUUGCGAGUAG